GCUCAAAGAGGAAGUGAGAAAGCGGAAGAAGGAGGACGCUGAACAAACUUGACAACUUCUAGCUAAGAGGCUAGAAAACAGCUUUUAGAUGUUAUUGGUUUCCUCUCCAUUAAUCAUCGGUUCUUUCAGUCACCGCUGAGGGACUUUAGCAGCUUUUCAAACAGCCGCCGCUCAGGGAACCAAGAACCGGGGCUUGGGGGGACAGGAGGCCUGCAGCUGCCGGGGAGAGGAGCGCUGUUAGCGGGGAAGGAGUCGCUGAAGCACCGCUCAGCAACAUGUCGGCUCAGGCGCAGAUGCGGGCGAUGCUGGACCAGCUGAUGGGGACGGCCAGAGACGGAGACACCAUGAGGCAGAGGAUCAAGUUUUCAGAUGAUCGGGUCUGUAAAAGCCACCUGUUAGAUUCAUGUCCUCAUGACAUCCUGUCAGGCACCAGAAUGGAUCUGGGAGAAUGCGCUAAGGUUCAUGACUUGGCUCUGCGGGCGGAUUACGAGAUCGCCUCCAAGGAGAACGAAUACUUCUUUGAGCUCGAUGCCGCAGAGCACCUGCAGUCUUUCAUCGCAGACUGCGAUCGCAGAACAGAGUUGGCCAAAAAGAGACUGGCUGAGACUCAGGAUGAGAUCAGCGCUGAGGUGGCGGCUAAGGCUGAGCGAGUCCAUGAGUUAAAUGAAGAGAUCGGGAAACUGCUGGCAAAGGCCGAGCAGCUGGGCGGCGAAGGGAACGUGGAAGAAGCCCAGCAGGUGUUGGAGAAGGUGGAGAAAACCCGGGCCUUAAAGAAAGAGGCAGAGGACGUUUACCGGAACUCCAUGCCAGCCUCCAGCUUCCAGCAGCAGAAGCUCCGGGUGUGUGAGGUGUGUUCAGCCUACCUGGGGCUCCACGAUAACGACCGGCGCCUGGCCGACCACUUCGGGGGGAAACUUCACCUCGGCUUCAUUGAAAUCCGGGAGAAGCUUGACAAGCUGAGGAAAGCUGUGGUAGAAAAACAAGAACAGAUCCGCCUUAGAAGACGAGAGGACCGGGAAAGAGAGGACGAACGAGAGAGACAGUGGGAGAUGGAGAAGGAGAAGGAGAAACGGGAAUGGGAGAGCAAACGGGAGAGAGAGCGGAGAAGGUCCAGAUCCAGGAGCGGAGAACGCCACAGCAGGGAUGGAGGCAGUUCAUCGUCGCAUCGCUCCAGACGGCGCCGCUCCUCUCGUCCCAGAGAAGACGGAUCUGAGCGGGACAGGGAGCGAGACAGGAAGCACCGCCACAGGGACAGACGCCGCUCACGCUCCCACUCCCACAGACACAAGAAGAAGAGGUCUUCCAGAGACAGAUCGUCCCAUCCAGGCGACAGAGAGACGUCUCCGUCCCAGGAGAGAUGGCGGGAGCGUGCAGGGGAGGGAUGGCGCAGCGACAGGGUGGAGGCUGCAGCAGACUGGGAGGACAGGGAGCGCUCCGCUUCCCCAGACGUCUCCAGAGGACGGGAGAGAUCCCUUUCCUACGAGCGAGACCGCCGCUCCAGCUCAGAGGAGCGAGAGUCUGGAGAAAUCUGAACACUUUCCUUUUUAGAUGCGCAUGCAGCUGGCAGUGCAUCAGAUGCCGCUAUGCAUGUUCAGAGUGGACGGAGUGGACGGCGUGGGACGUGUUCAGAGUGGACGGCGUGGACGGCGUGGGACGUGUUCAGAGUGGACGGAGUGGGACGUGGACGGAGUGGGACGUGUACAGUCACUGACCUCCCAGCAGUUGCUCACAGGGGGACAAUGUUUUCAUUUUCUGCUUUGUUUACGGACUCUGGAUGUUUUCUAGUUUUUCUUUCCUCUCAUUGAUUCUACAGGUGAGCUGCGGACGGCGGCCAUGUUUGUCCAGCUCUGUUUUAAUUUGCUGCCUUCUAACCGAUGGUGUCCUGGUUUAGACCCUGAAGCGACGCCCCGACAUUCCCUGCGUCUCUAAAGAGCUCAUCCUAAUAUUUUCCAUCAGUCCCCAGAUUGACGCUCGGUGCAUCUUUUCACUCUAACUCUGAUGCUGUGAUGUAGGACAGACUUUUAAGGAGGGGGGGGGGGUCCACAUUGCCAGAACUCCACCAGUUAAUAAAAUGUUCUGAUUUG
Messenger RNA from Cyprinodon variegatus (sheepshead minnow), 2084 nucleotides. RefSeq names its product putative RNA-binding protein Luc7-like 1. Gene Ontology annotation, cellular component: U2-type prespliceosome; U1 snRNP. Gene Ontology annotation, molecular function: mRNA binding. The transcript has 10 exons. The coding region runs from base 276 to 1532 and encodes 418 amino acids. Lineage: Eukaryota; Metazoa; Chordata; Actinopteri; Cyprinodontiformes; Cyprinodontidae. Gene Ontology annotation, biological process: mRNA splice site recognition. The record is from RefSeq and is a predicted model, not a curated record.